This is a messenger RNA of Rotaria sp. Silwood1, 1245 nucleotides long. The record is from the annotation of a GenBank genome assembly. NCBI's taxonomy places the organism in Eukaryota, Metazoa, Rotifera, Eurotatoria, Philodinida, Philodinidae.
AUGACAUCAACUUUUUCGAAUACAAUUUCAUCAGUUAAAGUUGAUGAUAAUAAUGAUUCAAAUCAUAUAUCAACAAAUCGUCAACGUCAUCAUGUACAAGCAAAACGAGCAGUUACACUUGAUGUUGAAACUCAUAAAGAAAAAUUUCGUAUUGUUGUACUUGGAGCAACAAAAGUUGGUAAAACAUGUUUAUGUCAACAAUUUUUACAAGAAAAAUUUUUAAAUGAUCAUAAAGAAACACUUGAUGAAUUACAUAGUAUUGAAAUAUCACUUGCUGAUCGUCAAAUCAUACUUGAAAUAUUAGAUACAGCUGGUAUAGAUGAAUUUCCUGCUAUGAGACGUAUUGCUAUAGCACAUGGUAAUGCUUUUCUUAUACUUUAUGCUGUUAAUGAUGCACAUUCAUUUGAUAUUGCAAAACAAAUGUAUCAACUUGUACUUGAAAUAAAAAAUACUACAAAAAAUUCAAUACCAAUUAUAAUUGUUGCAAAUAAAUGUGAUUUAAAUAUUGAAAAACAUGAAAUAACAGAAGAAUAUGCUAAAAGUAUUGUAGAAGAUCAAUGGAAAAUAACACAUAUGAAUGUAACAUGUCAUGAACAUGAAUCUGUACUUAAUGCAUUUCGUAUGUUACUUAAUUUGGCUAAUAUUAAUUUAACAUAUAGUCCAGAUACUGUACGUCGUUCAUCUGAUCCAAGUUUACCUACACAUAGAGGACAACGUACGACAACAAAUAAACGACAAAGUUAAUAUCCCUAUGGAAGUUCAAGACCAAAUGAUUAUCGAUAUCCAUCAGAAUCAACACGACCUACAGAAUAUCCCUAUGGAAGUACAAGACCACGUGAUGAUGAUAAAUAUUCAAUUGGUCAAUUAGUUCGACCUCGUCCUAUUCGUGAAGAUGUUUAUCAACCAAGUAGUUGUUGUGAAUAUUCUAAACCAGUUCCAACAGCUAAUAUUAUUGCUGAUCCAAUUCGUCGUCCAUAUUAUGGUAAUGCACGGCCAGGUAAUUUAAAUAUUAGUAUAAAAGUUAAUGUUGGUGGUAGUAAUCGACCUGCUCAAGUUUCAUAUGUAACAAAUGAUUAUGCAUCAAAACCACCAGCUAUUCGCUCAGCAGCAACUUUUGAUAAUGUUCAUUAUCUUGAUUUAAAUUUUCAAUCACCACAACAAACGGCUCGAGUUACAACGGAUGGUAUUUUACGUUCUACACCAUUACAAAAUUCAACUGGUUUUCCAAGAGAAACUUCUUAUUAA